AUGGAGUUAGCCGAUAGUUGUUUAAAAGACUUUGCCAUGGUGAUCAGAAAUACUUUUUUGCUGACGCUUGUCGUCUUCAUUGUCGUGGGUUCUGCGCAAGGUGCCAAUAUUUUGGGCAUAUUUACCAGUCCAAGCCCUUCGCAUAAUAUUGUUCACCUUUCGGAGGCAAAAGUAUUGGCCGACAAUGGUCACAAUGUAACGAUUAUAACUUGUGCGAAACUUCCCGUGAACCAUGAAAAUUUUACCGUUGUACGCAUUCCGAUAAAUAAAGAAGCGGAACGUCAAAUAAACGAAGGCUAUGCGGCUAUGGUUCAAGGUGAUAGCACAUCCUUUAUUGGAAUGUUGUUGCAUAGUUCAAAAUUUAUGAGAAACAGUUUACAGAUUAUGUUUGAAGUGUUAAAGGAUCAAAGAGUGAAAGAUCUGUAUGAGAACAAGGAUAAUAAAUUUGAUUUGGUCAUAAGUGGAUAUUUUGUGAACAAUUAUCAAUUCGGUGUAGCUCACAAACUCAAGGCUCCUUUAAUAAUAUCAUUUUCGGCGCAACCUUUUGGAAUACUUAACACUUUAGUAGGCAAUCCCUUAGAGCUGUCAUACGUUCCGGCAAUGUACACUGUAGUGAAGACGGGAGAGACGAUGACUUUUGGCCAACGAUUGUAUACAUUUGCUUUAACCGUAGUUCAAACAAUUUGGUUUAUAGUCUUCGAAUGGGAGAAUGAAAGGCGUUACUUGGAGCUGUAUGGAGACGAUCCAUCUAUGCCCAAAUAUGCGGAUCUCAAUAAAAAUGUUUCCCUAAUGUUUAUUGCCACUCAUGGACUUAGUGAAGGACCCAUAAGACCAAAUGUGCCAGCUUUCGUGGAAAUUGGAGGCAUACAAGUCAAAGACAAGCCAGAUCCUUUACCCAAAGACAUUGAACAGUUCUUAAAUAAUGCCACCCAUGGAGCUAUACUUUUAAGUUUGGGCUCAAAUGUGAAAGGAGAUCAUCUGAAACCAGAAAUUGUGCAAAACAUGUUCAAGGUAUUGUCGAAUCUCAAGCAGAAUGUCAUCUGGAAAUGGGAGAAUCUUGAACAAACACCCGGAGAAUCCUCCAAUAUACUCUACUCCAAAUGGUUACCACAAGACGACAUUUUGGCCCAUCCUAAUACUAAAUUAUUUAUCACACAUGCGGGCAAAGGAGGCGUCGUUGAGUCACAGUAUCAUGGCAAGCCCAUGUUGGCUCUUCCAGUCUUUGCAGAUCAACCCACCAAUGCCCAAACUAUGGUUAGCCAUGGAUUUGGUUUAAGUCUUAAAUUGCUCGAACUGCAGGCGGAUGAAUUUCACAGUGCUAUCAUUGAGUUGCUUGAGAAUCCAAAGUAUACCACAAGUGUUCAAACUUUCUCGAAUCUGUUUCGAGAUCGUCCUUUGUCUGCCAGACAAACUGUUCUCUAUUGGUCUGAAUAUGUGAUAAGGCAUCAUGGGGCAAAGCACAUACAGAGUCCUUUGGUACAUAUGGACUUUAUAUCUGCCAACAAUUUGGAUAUUUUUGCCUUAUUCCUACUGAUCAGUUUAAUCAGUUUAUGGUUAACCAAGAUCAUGUUGACAUUUGCCGUCAGAAAGUUUAAGAGCAAGUCAUCGAUGUUGGCAAAAAAAAUAAAAGUCAAGACUAAGUAA
Messenger RNA from Drosophila willistoni, 1644 nucleotides. Its product is annotated as UDP-glycosyltransferase UGT5. The coding region runs from base 1 to 1644 and encodes 547 amino acids. The transcript has 3 exons. The record is from RefSeq and is a predicted model, not a curated record. NCBI's taxonomy places the organism in Eukaryota, Metazoa, Arthropoda, Insecta, Diptera, Drosophilidae. Gene Ontology annotation, molecular function: UDP-glycosyltransferase activity.